Molecule: messenger RNA, 804 nt
Organism: Pseudonaja textilis
Lineage: Eukaryota; Metazoa; Chordata; Lepidosauria; Squamata; Elapidae
Source: RefSeq, a predicted model, not a curated record
GUCAGAAUAUCUCUGAUGCCUUCUGCUGACUUUGAGGCAUCUCCUAUGGAGGAGAAGGAAGAUUCCUAUUGUAUCUGUGCAAACGGAAGGAAAACAGUGUCAUGGAUGAUGACCCCUAAAAUUCUAGGGAAGAUCAACCUUACAGCCAGUGCAGAGGCCGUGACUUCAAAUCAGCUCUGUGGUAAUGAAGUCGUGGAGGUGCCCACCACUGGAAACGAAGACGUCGUGAUCAAGUCGUUAUUAGUUGAGCCUGAAGGGAUUGAGAAAGAAAUGGUGUUCAACUCUCCUCUCUGUGCAUCUGCAGAACCCUUGUCCGAAUCUUUUCCUCUGACAUUACCGGAGAAUGUUGUAGAAGGCUCAGCCAGGGCUUCAUUUUGUGUGCUGGGAAACAUUUUAGGAGGAGCGAUAAAGAACCUCAAUCGGCUUCUCAAAACGCCCUACGGCUAUGGGGAGCCGAACAUGGACCUCUUUGCCCCCAAUAUCUACAUCCUGGACUAUCUCAAUAAGACUGGACAACUGACACAGGAGAUCAAAGCCAAGGCCAUCGGAUACUUAGAGACUGGCUAUCAAGAGCAACUGAAGUACAAGCAUCGUGAUGGUUUUUACAGCACUUUUGGAGAAUAUUACUGUAAGGAAGGGAACACUUGGCUGACAGCUUUUGUGCUGAAAUCUUUUGCUCGGGCAAGAUCCAUAAUCUUUGUGGAAGACAAGCACAUCAACGACGCUCAGAACACACUGAUACGGCAGCAGGAGGAGGAUGGAUGCUUUCGGAGCACUGGGUCUCUUUUUAACAAUAACCUCAAG